Morone saxatilis (striped sea-bass) is the source of this 5097-nucleotide messenger RNA. RefSeq names its product protein transport protein SEC31-like. The coding region runs from base 3414 to 4916 and encodes 500 amino acids. NCBI's taxonomy places the organism in Eukaryota, Metazoa, Chordata, Actinopteri, Moronidae. The transcript has a single exon. The record is from RefSeq and is a predicted model, not a curated record.
AUAUUUCUUUGUUUUCAUAUUUUUAAGCUUGUUUUAUUAUCCCAUUGAGUUGGGAAUAUGUGCUUGUAAACACAUCACCCCCCUCCUCCAUGCUUUGUUCAUGCAGAAACAUCUUAUUCAGGAAUGAUGCAAGAUCAAAUUUUCUUUCUAUAAUGCAUAUUAGAGAUAUAUUUGUAGAUGAAACUCCACACGUCAUUGUUUAUUUACAUUACAUUAUAGUCAUCUGGCACGCGUUUGUCCAAAGCAACUUAAAGUAAGUGCAUUCAAACUCAGGAAUAAGAUCUUGAUGUCAUUAAAUGUUCAAUUCUUCGAAACUAAACUAGACAACUAAAAGCAUGUUCAGUGCUACAGUACAAGAGUUUUCUUAUAGGUUUGACCUCUUUUUUUAUGGCCGGUAAUUUUUUACUUUAUUCACACAGGGGAUGUUUGCUCAAUUGUUGACCUUUUAGCAGUUACAACAGAUGAAUCACAUUCCUUACUCAAGGGCACCUUAUAAGUACAUGCUAAUGGAGAGGCGAGCAUUUCUUGUUUAAUUUCCCACCCAAGACUUUUCCAUCUGGUGACCUUUUGACUUCCAGUUUACCGGCACGGAUUUAUUGUCCAACUGGAUGAUCAUUCAGUUUGUAGGCUGAUUGAUUGGAUAAUUGAAUGAUGGUUUUGGCUUAUUUUUAAGUCUUGCUUCUUUGAAGUAACUUUUCUCAGUAGACUUUUAUCCUUAUAAAUCCUUAUCCUUAUAAGGUUAUUUCAUGGAAUCAGUGGACUCUGUGUAGACUUGUUUAUCUUAUUAAGUAACUACUUAAUUGAAUAUCUUGAAUAAUUGUUCUUUCCUUUUAUUUAAAAUUGUGUUUUUUUGUUUUGUUUUUUUGUUACUUUUUUCUGUUUCUUCCUAUUUCUUUUUUUUUACUGUAUUUGUUCACAAGUUGUAUUUUUAUUUUGUCAUUGUGCUAUUUGUGUUAUAAGUUCUUAACAGUUUGAUGAAGAACAUGUAAAGGUUUCACUCUAUUUAGAAAAUUGCCACUAGAACAGUUACUUCAUGUAGGAGCUGUGAUAUUGUUGGUUUUGUUAUUUAUUUAUAUAAGUUCUAUUUAUGGAAAUAACAAUUCUAUGUAUUUUUUUAAUGUAAAACCAUGACAUAGUAUCAUUAUUUAUUUGGUAACCUUUUCAUCAUAUAAUUGAUUUUGUUUUUAUGCAUGUGUUCUGUGGUUUUGUUUUAAUUUUACUGCUGUUUGUAAUUUCUUUUGUGUUUUAAUUUCUUUGUUUGUUUUUCAUGUCGGUCCCACCUUCUUCCAUCACCCCUCCCUGGCCUACAGCCUGCACUGCGUCGUCGUCGAUGUCGUAGCAUGUCUAUUUGUGUCCCCCCCUUCUCCUACUCUUUUUCCCAUGCUCCUCCACCCCUGGCUGUUCCUCCAAGGCAGCCCUCCACCCCUCCUCCAGACCUGUCUUUCUCAUCCUCCUACGCCACCACCUCCCCCUGCAUGCCUCUCGCAGCUGAGAGAGACACAUUCGCUGGGCGCCUCUCCAAGGCCCUGGAGACAGUCCUACCCCUACACUCUGCCUCCUCUGUGCCCAGGGCCAGGCAGCGGAGGGCCAGCCUACCUGCCCUGUUCUCCACCCCUGUAGGUGCACAAUCUUAAUUCCCAGCGGCCACAGUGGUGGUGAGCACUAGAGAGGAAGGGAAAGAGAGAAAGAUGAGGGAUAUGGGCCACACACGUGUCUACAAGUAGAUUUAACUACUAAAACAUGUUUUUGUAAUUACAGAAGAAUGCCCAAAAGUCAGUGUACUUAACAAAUAACAGUAAUUUGUUUUAACUGCUGGAUGACAGGAUUGCUAAUGAAACAGCUUGUACUACUCAUGCUGAUGGUGCACAGUUUUUUUGUCACAGCUUUGUACAACUUAGUUUCUAUGUAGAGCCAAGUAAAUAACCACAUGGAGCCAGAACAAUGCAAUGUACUGGCUAAUUAAUUCAAAGUGCAAGACUGUAAGAAGAAAAUAUUGAAGUAGUUUAGUACCACUGAAGCCUUCGCAGUCUCCUUGACUGAUUAUUGAUAUGUGUACAGUGUCCGUCCUCUUCAUAGUUAACACAUUGAUAAAGUGUUCUGUAUUGAGAGCUGAGCUAACUAUGUAGCAAGGAGGUUUAAAUUGUGCUGUCUAAGCCAAUGCGGAAUGUUGCCUUGAAAUCUAAUCUUACAAUAUUAAGUCUGUAUAAUAAAAGUAAAAUAAAUUAAGAAAAUGUAUAUUCGGUAUUCAAGGCAUUUUAGAUGACACUUUUAUCUUUAGUAAGUCAAUUAGUGUGACCUCAGACUGUUCAAACUUAAUUUGCUUUCAGACACUGCUGUGAGUCAUUCUAGCCACCCAACUCUCUUUAGCUCUCUCUUCCUCCCUCUGUCAGACCACCAUGUGUUCAUAUCACAUACAGAUUGACUGGCUUCAGCGUUAACUUUGCGCUAUGAUACAAAUGUCUAAUAUCACAUGCAUCUGCCAUCAGGAAAACCGCUUAUUUGACAGCAAAAGUUAUUGUAGUGGUUUUAUGAUAUUUUGGGCAUUAUAUGUCCUUAUUAGACAGCUGACAGUAGAGAGAUGGUGAGUGACAUGCAACUAAAGUUUUGUCUCGUGUUCAACGCCCUAACCCUCAGGCCACCAGGGUGUUUUUUUACUUUAGAAGUGAAGACAACAUGGAAAACACUAAGCCUACAUCACAUCAUAAAGUCUUCUUGCCCCCUAAAAAUUGGUAUUAGCCAGUGAAAAAUCCUGGUUCCUGGUAUCCAUUCUUGGAAAAAAAUGAUAUAACAUUUAUGAUGCUAACAUAGGCCGCAACCAAACUACUCAAUAGAAUUUGUCGUAAGAUUUACAGAUUAUCUAUUUACUUGAUCAAAGUGAUUUUGCCACUACUUAGUUAGAAGGUCAACAUUUUGCAGAGAGAAGCUCUGUAAUAAAAGACAGUUUAGUUUUCCUGAGUGCAGAUACCUCAGGAUAUUAUCAAGCUUGGAUCCAGCCUUUCUUCUCUUUGUAUUUACUACCCCACUGCGUGUCUACUUGUGAGCUCGCACUGUGUCUCCCACUUUUACUGUGUUGACUUUUCUUUGUCUGCUUGUCUUUGUGCUGUAACAGUCUGUUAUUUGGUCUCUCUGUCUGUUUUACUGCCGCUUUGCGUUAUUACCUGUUCUACCUCAUCUCAUCACUCCUUUUAUACAGCUGUUAUGUGUUAUUCUGUCUUGUCUUAACCACAUAAUUUUGUUUCUAGUGUGUCAAUAGAAUAUAUGUCCUUUUUUUUCUCUUGGUAUUGUCCUAAAAUUAUGCUCUUUAGCACACUGUUUUACACUGCAUUUCAUGUCGGCCUUUGCUGGUGUUCUCUUUUGCAUUCUCUGAGUCUCAUUCUUAAAUCCAUUGUAUCUCAUUGUCGCAGCAGCAUUCAAUGUCGCACCACUACAGUGGAGGAGCAGGAGGAGGAGGAGGAGGAGGAGGAGGGAGCAUCCCCCUCUCAGCUCUCCCAGACCCCACUACUAUUUUCUUUCCCUCCAUCCCUGAGCGGCCCAUUUCAUUCUCACCUCCUCCCACUGGGCCUCCUAAGGCCUACAACACCCAGAGACGCAAAAGCACGUCCAUUCUCGAGGCACAUACCCGACACUUCCAGCCUGCCUACACUCGCUAUGGGAGCAGCCUGCAUCCCUUUUCUGGGAUGGAGGGAGUUGAGACCCCCUCUCUCUUCAUGGUGAAUCCCGGUUUUGCAGCAGCUGCUCAAAGACUUGGUGUUGGGGAGCCGCUGCAUCACCCAGGACAAUCUGACCCAAGUAUGUACAGCUACAAAGACAUGAGAGCAGAGCAUGAGGAAGCAGUGAGGAGAUUAAGUCUAAAUCAAGCUGCCUUAUUGGACCAUUAUGAAGCCAUGGCAUAUGGAGGAUACCCAAUGACUGCACAACAGCUUGGCCACUUGAGUUUCCAUCAGCACAGGCAAGCAGCAGCUGCAGCUGCUAGUUUGGGUUUUGAUCCUGUUCCUCCACCUCAACCUGGGUUCUUGCACCCACACAUCAUGCAAAGAAUGAGUGCACACAGCCCGAUCCCUCCACCCUUACCUCCCAUGAGUGCACCCACUGGUGGUUCUGUUCCUUCUUCAUCAUCUGAUGGAUGCUAUCCUCCUCCACAGCAUGCUUCCCCUUCUGCUUUUCCUAUUUCUGCACCUCCAGUAAUGGCUGAUGCUCCGCCACCAACUGGAAGUGUGUUUGAGUUCCAUUUAGCCGCAGCCGCCGCCGCUGCAGCUGCUGCUGGGGACCCAGGCCUCUUGGCAUCCAGACUUUUCCGGGCUCGAAGGAGCUCCAUGGACCUCCCUCUGGAGGAUAACACUGGAACUGGAUCAGGUGGUUCAGGCACGUACAGCCGUCUCCAACCGGUGACAGAAGAGCUGUACUCGUAUGUCAGUCCCGAGCUGCCCUUGCCUCCAGGAAGUCUUCUUCUUCACCACACAGGUUUAACCAUAAAAGACAGAAGCCCUGAACCUUCCAGUGACUCUUUGGUCUCCUCCGACGCCGGGGAGUUUCAGUCACCUCCUCCCCCACCUCUUCUCCCCCCAUUUGACUCCUCAGCUGCUCAGUCCAUCCCUCACUCAUCCUCCGCUGCGCUCUACGAAUCAUCCUGCGGAGUGUUUCCCAUUGAUCCCCAGGGACAUCCACCCUCCAUGCAGAGCUUUCUCCCUCCCACUCCAUCCUCUGAGCACCCUCUUGGGGGAGCAUCAUCAACUCAGCUGGAGUCUCUGAUCCAGAGUGCCUGGGCCAGGCAUGGCGGGGUGGUACCAGCCCAACCCGAUAUGACAUAUCAUGAGUCAUUGCUGGCCAUGCAGGCCGCUAACCCCACUCUGGUACUGAGUUUAGACCUUAAAAACACCCCUAGACCUCUGGGUCAAUUACUAGUUGAAAUUAUAUGAGUUGCUUUUUUAAGCAAAGAUCCACAACCAGCUGCUGAUAUAUCAUAAUUGCUACAUUAUGGUAGUCUAUGCUCUUCAUUUCUUGUUUGACUGCAAUUUGUCAAUAUCUCACAGACUAAGGAUUUCAUAUAUAUGGCCAUAUGCCUGUAACAUUGGAAAGGCAAUGAAUAGAUACAUUAAA